Mycetomoellerius zeteki is the source of this 960-nucleotide messenger RNA. Its product is annotated as phospholipid phosphatase 6. The record is from RefSeq and is a predicted model, not a curated record. Lineage: Eukaryota; Metazoa; Arthropoda; Insecta; Hymenoptera; Formicidae. Gene Ontology annotation, molecular function: sphingosine-1-phosphate phosphatase activity. The transcript is spliced from 4 exons. Bases 212 to 841 code for a protein of 209 amino acids.
GUGAGUUGAAUAUUUGGAGUUGAAUAUCUAUUCGCUAUCGAUCCAUUCUGAGGAAAGACAAGAAUGUGUUAUAUGAAUCAGCUGUUUGCUGAUAUUUAACACAGUCUUCCUUUAUUGUGAUUAUAUAACACUAUAAAUAAUGUGAUUUAUCAGAGAUAAAUAAUAUUGAUACAUUUUGUUACGUUAGCAAUUAUUAUCAGUGGAAGGCAACAUGGAAACGUCUGACAAGAGAGAGAUUUCAACUACAUUGAGGAAAGUAUUGGCAGUGGAUGCUUAUUUAACAGAUGAGUUUGUUAAAUUAGUGGAAAAGAUUUUACCUUUAAGACAAUUAAAAGUGCAUAACAAAUUAUUAGAGAUAUCAUGUCACGGUAUACCUUGGCUUGCAAUAUCUCUUGUUUCAAUUUGGGUUUUCAAUAUCAAAUCCUUGUAUCAAAUGCAAAUGAACCUUUUAAUAGGAUUGUUGCUCGACAUCAUCAUAGUUGCUGUGCUCAAGGCAGUUACAAGAAGGAGACGACCAACCAUUAAUGACGAUCCAUUCUCUUUGGGUCCUGAUAAAUAUUCUUUUCCAUCAGGACAUUCAUCUCGUUCAGCAUUUGUUGUGUAUUUUUUCUUCAAUCUGUGGCCUAUAUCGCUGAUAUAUUCACCACCUUUGCUAGCAUGGUCCUUUUCUGUAUGCAUGUCCAGACUACUGAUGAGAAGACACUACAUAUUAGAUGUACUUGGUGGUGUACUUUUAGGUAUCUUCGAGGGCCUACUUAUGGGUUAUAUGUAUCUAGAACAGGAGACGUGUAUGUAUUUAAUUUCAUGGAUUACGGACGAAAAAAUACCUGGGUCUGAAUAGUGCUCAGAUUAUUGUGAUAUAUAAAAUAUAUUGGAUUGUUUAUACAUAUAAUUUUUAUAAUCAGUUAUAUUUUUUAUUAAAAUAAUAAUGUCAAUUAGAAAAAUCUGAAAGUUUAGAAU